GGGGCGGGGGCUGCGCGGGCCCGUGGGGCGCUGGGGCCCCCGCCGCGGGGGCGGACGUGGGGCGGGGGACCCCUCGCAGCCACUCAGAGCAGCGACGUGGUCGCCGAGUGGGCGGGGCGGGCCAGCCUGGCACCGCCCCUGAGGCCGGGAGAAAGAGAACACCCCCUUGUCCCCGCCGCCCCCGCGCGCGUGGGGGAGCGCAUUCUGGCUGCCCGCGGGUGGCGGGAGACGGGGGCUGGGUGGGGGGCGCACGGCCCUUACCCCCCCCCUCACCCCGGGCCCCCUGCCUCGGCCGGGGGGAACGGGGGCACAGUGCGGCCGGGCUGUUGGAGUCCGGGCGCCCCGGCGCCCCGGCGCCCCAGCCUGGCUUUUUUUUUUUUUUAAGUUAUUACGGAAACAUGAAUGUCGGGAAGCUAGCUCCCAGCCCGGAGCUUGAACUUGAACGCCUGCUGGCCCUCGCACACGACCACACCGCCACCUCCCGGCCGGGAACCCAGAUAAUGCACGUACCCAGCCGUGAACAAGAGAAACUGAAAAGGACAUCGAUCUUCACCAAAUCAUUGACAGAAGCGGGGUCCGUGCCGUGGCAUCAGCCUCCCGGUUGCCCGUGGAUCCCUCUCCCGUCCUCUGCUGAGCACCCCCAGCCCUCAAGGUGGCCUGGACCACGUGGAAAGCGCUGGCUCUCCAGCCACAGUCGUCAUUCGUGUGAUCACACAUCUGACUUUGUGCCUCCCGUGCUCAACACCCUUCACUGGCUCCCCAUUUCCAUCUGCGUGUGGUCCCCAAUCCGUAACUCGGUGUGUGACACAGCCCCUGGCGGGUCAGAACCUGUAACGUCACCCCUCGCCAGGCUCCUUGAUGCACAGCUUCGUUUUCUCCAGACUGUUAAUCGUCCGGGUGUGAAUCAGUACUUGGGAGAAAGGUGCUUGGCGGUGCCCGGAGAGGCUGACCCACGGCCCCGGGUCGCCGAGCAGCUGGCAAGUGUGUCUGCGAAGCGCGGGGAGGGGUGGGGGUGGCGGGCGGAGACGCACAGGUGCCACCCCAACAGCCGCCAGCCCGCCGGGAGCGGGUGAUGGAGGAGCGCAGCGAGGAGGAGACGCUUGGAUGUGGGUGGACCCCACCCCCGACGGGCGACCAGCACCGCAGGGUCACAUCUCUGCAAGUGACAGAAUCGGGUGCAUAAUUACGUCGUGACAGGCCGAAGGGAAGCCAGAAGGUGGUGGCCGGGAGCCGAAGCGCGGGGCUCUGCGGGUGGGGGUGGGGGGGCCGGGGAGGGGCGCGGGAUGCUCCUUCCGGCGGUUCCGCGCUCAGUCGCGAGUCUCA
This is a messenger RNA of Acinonyx jubatus (cheetah), 1323 nucleotides long. RefSeq lists its product as uncharacterized. Bases 399 to 1073 code for a protein of 224 amino acids. Lineage: Eukaryota; Metazoa; Chordata; Mammalia; Carnivora; Felidae. The transcript is spliced from 2 exons. The record is from RefSeq and is a predicted model, not a curated record.